Molecule: messenger RNA, 1632 nt
Organism: Colletotrichum aenigma
Lineage: Eukaryota; Fungi; Ascomycota; Sordariomycetes; Glomerellales; Glomerellaceae
Product: Ferulic acid decarboxylase 1
Exons: 2
Coding region: 1-1632 (543 amino acids)
Biological process (GO): ferulate metabolic process; cinnamic acid catabolic process
Cellular component (GO): cytoplasm
Molecular function (GO): carboxy-lyase activity
Source: RefSeq, a predicted model, not a curated record
AUGACCUCUAGAACAACCCUAUAUCGUUCUUCAACGGCCGCCGGUAGGCUUAGAAAAGUCUACCAGCGGCCCUUCGCAGCAGCUGAACAUUUCAAUUGCAACUACUCGCACUCAUCAGCCGACAAACGGUGUCAAGAGCCUGACGCCAUCGAAGCUCAAUUGGACUUCAGAAAAUUUCUCGACAUUCUUCGCUACGAUAACGACCUUGCCGAGAUCAAUGACGAGGUUGACCCGCACUUAGAGGUGGGCGCCAUCGUACGUAGAGUCAGUGAGGUCAACGAUAAAGCGCCAUUGUUCAACAACGUCAAGGGCACCCGCAAUGGAUUGUGGCGCAUGUUUGGAAAUGCUGCUAGUCUACGACAAGAUGAAGUCGAGAGAUUCGGACGUGUUGCCAGAAACCUGGGUCUACCACCCAAGUCAAGCUGGAAAGAAAUAUCAGACCGAUUCAUGUCUUGGAAGAAGGCGGCUCCGUUGCCGCCAAAGGUCCUCCAGACUGGUCCAUGCAAGCAGAACAAGAUGUUUGGCGAUGAGAUCAACCUAGAAGAUUUGCCGGCGCCGUACCUUCACGAGGGUGACGGCGGCAAGUAUUUGCAGACGUACGGAAUCCAUGUUCUCCAAACGCCGGACAAAUCUUGGACGAACUGGUCAAUCUUCCGCGGCAUGGUGCACGAUCAGAAGCAUCUGGUUUGUCUUGUCGGCAGUGGACAGCACAACUCCAUCAUCCGCGACAAAUGGAUCGAGAAUGGGAGCAACGAGAUGCCCUGGGCGCUUGCCUUGGGGGUCCCUCCCAUCGCCAGCAUUGUUGCGUCAAUGCCCGUUCCAGAGGGCGUAUCUGAGAGUGAAUACAUUGGGGCCGUGACUGGAAAACCCCUCGACAUGGUCAAGUGCGAAAUGAGUGACUUACUGGUUCCCGCAAACAGCGAAGUCGUCCUCGAGGGCACUAUGUCGUUCACAAAGAAAGGGCCGGAAGGUCCGUUCGGUGAUUAUCUAGCCUUGGUCUUUGAUAAUGAACAGAAGAUGGGGCCCUUGUUCCGAGUUGAGGCAAUUACCUACAGAGAUAACCCUAUUCUUCCCAUAUCCUGCCCGGGAAAUAUUGUAGACGAGUCUCAUACCACAGCUCAGCUAGCAGCUCCUGAGCUUCUCCUGUUAUGCCAAGAACACGGCCUCCCCAUCAAAGAAGCUUUCGCUCCCGUCGAGACACUAGCAACAUGGUGUGCCUUGCAAGUUGACACGGACAAGUUGAGAGAUAUGGGAACAACCCCUGAAGACUUUUGUCGGAAAGUCGGCAGCAUCGCUUUUCAUAAUAAGAGUUGCAUGCUCAUCAACCGUAUUCUACUAGUGGGAGACGACAUUGACGUGUACGACUGGGACAAGGUCAUGUGGGCUUUUACGACUCGCUGUCGACCAGUUCAUGAUGAAUAUGUGUUUGACGACGUUGAGUGUCAUCCUCUGACUCCCUAUAUGUCUCAGAUUCCGGGUGCAUCUAGAAGGGGCGGAAAGCUUGUUUCGGACUGUCUGAUAAGAUCGGAAUACACCAAGCCCAGGAAUUUUAAACAUGUCGACUUUGAGAGUUCGUAUCCAGAAGACAUAAAACGGAAGGUCUUGAACAACUGGUCAGCCAUGGGAUUUUGA